UAUCCUCGAAAACAAAAAAAUAAGACUAAAAGAACUAGAAGAAGAAAUAAAAGAAUUGAAAUCUCAAAAAUCUUUUUUUGAAGGAUUAUAUUUAAACCUAAUAUUCCCAGAACAUAAAGAAAAAAAGCGACCAAAAUCUAGCAAUAACGAAGAAUUAUUAGUUGAAAAUGAAGCCUUAAAAACUGAAAGGGAACAAUUACUAACUAAACAAAAAGAACUUUUAGCCGAAAUUGAACGCCUAAAAAACCCCCCUCAAACUGAUAUAACUAAUAAAGAAAGUGUUCUGAAAGACACGCCUGACGAAUUAAAAUCCUUAAUUGAAAAAGUUCCAAUUGAACAAUUAAAAACUAUUAAUGAUAUCUUUAAAAGACAAAAAGAAAACUUUAACCAACAAUUAACUAAUGGCCAAAACCAAAACAAACAAUUAACUCAACAUAAAAACGACUGA
Molecule: messenger RNA, 448 nt
Organism: Racocetra persica
Lineage: Eukaryota; Fungi; Glomeromycota; Glomeromycetes; Diversisporales; Gigasporaceae
Source: the annotation of a GenBank genome assembly